Messenger RNA from Alternaria novae-zelandiae, 2100 nucleotides. It is a transcript of the gene SDS23, whose product is annotated as cell separation during budding. Lineage: Eukaryota; Fungi; Ascomycota; Dothideomycetes; Pleosporales; Pleosporaceae. Gene Ontology annotation, molecular function: large ribosomal subunit rRNA binding; structural constituent of ribosome. Gene Ontology annotation, biological process: translation. The record is from RefSeq and is a predicted model, not a curated record. The transcript is spliced from 7 exons. Gene Ontology annotation, cellular component: ribosome; cytosolic large ribosomal subunit. Bases 1 to 2100 code for a protein of 699 amino acids.
AUGGCAGACCACGACACCACGGAGGCUAUUGACGUCAAGGACACGUCCCUUAACAGCUCCGUAUCUUCCAUCGGCCGCACACCUCCGACUGCGCUCAAACUAGGCUCCAGCCCCAGCCCGGCAUCGUCCCACCGUUCGAGCUUCGCGGAGCACAUGCGAGGAACGCCCACAUCACCACGCGCGUCACGGCAGCCUUCACUGACACAGCAAGCGCUACAGGACCUCCUCAACAACCCACCAACCAAGGGUGGUGAUCCAAAGUUCCAGGGACGCGAUUGGAAGACUGUCAGACUGGGAGAGAUUGUCGAUCCUGACCUGGUGAGGUUCGUCGAGUACGAUACCAGCGUUGAGGAUGCGACGAGCAUACUAGUCAAACAUGGCGCCCCUAAUGUCGUCCUCCUGCGCGAAGACGCCAACACACGGCAUGCGACCGGGACCUUCGAUUACAGCGACCUGAACGCGUACCUCCUCCUCGUAGUCGGCCUCGCGCACCCCGAAGAAGGCGACAUCGCCUCGUUCGACGAGCUUGCGCAGAAAGGAAGAGAAGGAAAACCCAUACCGCUCAAAGACGUAAAAGAGGUUGGUGGCAGGAAGGAGCCGUUGAUUACUCUCGACGAGACAACGGAUCUGUCCAAGGCCAUAGAAGUCUUCGGAAGCGGCGUACAUAGAGUGUUGGUCGCAGAAGAAGGCACAUCGAACGUCAAGGGCAUACUUACCCAGCUAAGACUGGUGCAAUUCUUCUGGGAGAACCGAUCGAGCUUCCCAGGCGUAAACCAGCUGUACCCACAGCUGAUCAAAGACCUGAAUCUUGGAUCCAAGACCGUUCUAGCCAUCAAUGGAGAUAAGCCUCUUGCAGCGGCUCUGGAGCUCAUGAACAACGAAGGCGUGUCGUCACUCCCAGUCUUGGACGCGCAAAACAACGUUAUCGGCAACAUAUCCCAUGUGGAUGUUCGGCUCUUGACCAAAUCCACAUCGCUCCCACUGCUUCGCUCAUCCUGUAUUCACUUCAUAUCUGUCAUCUUGUCCGAACGGGGAGUGAAUGACGGCAAGGACUCCUUCCCCGUGUUCCACGUCAACCCAUUCAGUACCCUCGCACACACUGUGGCCAAGCUAGUCGCAACCCGCUCGCAUCGCAUGUGGGUCGUGGAUGCGCCGUCUCCGGCCUCAUCAGGGCCAUCGACUCCAGCGAUAACACCUGCGAUUGUUGUUCCUCCUUCGCCAAUCACACCACUACCAGGGAUGGCAGGCCCAACACCCGUCAAUUCCACUGCGCCGACCCACCUCGCUAGUACCGGAGCGGUUGCCCCAGCUAUCUCUGCAUCAGCAAUCUCUGCUAUGCCAGGGGCUAGCUUAUCUGGCAGACUAAGUGGUGUCAUCAGUCUCACGGAUAUCCUGAAUCUGUUCGCAAGAGCAAGCGGGCUGAAUCCCCAUGAUCCCGACGAGGCGAGACGUGCUAGGCGCAGGUCUAGCUCCAGUAGCAUGAGGCAGAGCAUGGAUAGUUCAAGGAGCGAAAGUGUGUCGGCUAUCGCUGGGAGAAGGAGCAGCGUGAGUGAGAGGGAAAAGAAUGCUCCCGCAGCUCAGGGACUGGGCAUCUCCAGAGGACGAGCUCCCAAGUUCGAUCCCUCCGAGGUGAAGGUCAUUCACCUCCGUGCGACCGGUGGUGAAGUCGGUGCCUCAUCCGCGCUCGCCCCCAAGAUCGGUCCCCUCGGUCUCUCGCCUAAGAAGGUCGGUGAAGAUAUCGCCAAGGCCACUGGUGACUGGAAGGGUCUCCGUGUCACCGUCAAGUUGACCAUCCAAAACCGUCAAGCCGCCGUUUCCGUCGUUCCCUCCGCUUCCUCCCUCGUCAUCAAGGCCCUCAAGGAGCCUCCCCGGGACCGCAAGAAGGAGAAGAACAUCAAGCACACCAAGAGCGUUCCCCUUGAUGAGAUCAUCAGCAUUGCCCGCACCAUGCGCUUCAAGUCCAUGGCCAAGUCUCUGCAGGGUACCGUUCUUGAGAUUCUCGGAACUGCCUUCAGCACUGGCUGCAAGGUUGACGGCCGUAGCCCCAAGGAUGUCUCUGACGACAUCAAGGCUGGCGAGAUUGAGAUUCCUGAGGAGUAA